Harmonia axyridis is the source of this 1414-nucleotide messenger RNA. RefSeq lists its product as uncharacterized. The transcript is spliced from 4 exons. The coding region runs from base 135 to 1283 and encodes 382 amino acids. The record is from RefSeq and is a predicted model, not a curated record. Lineage: Eukaryota; Metazoa; Arthropoda; Insecta; Coleoptera; Coccinellidae.
UAUAAUAAACCUAACCUCAAACAUGUUUAUUGUUUAUACUUGAUUAGUGAAUUUUGUUUAACAACAAAUGAUUCGAAUCUGUUAGUGGAUAUGAUUUUGAAUUUUCUCAUGAAAAAACAAAUGAAACCAUUAGAAUGGAUAAUCAUUUGCAUAAUUUGAAUGGGCAUCAGAAAUUUCUAAGGGAAUUUAUAUAUUUAUACAGACAACAAGAAUGUCUUUGGAACAAAGAUCAUCCAAAUUACAAAAAUAGGAAUGACCGUAGCGAGGCCUAUGAAAUUCUCCUCAAAAAAUGUAAAGAAUAUAUUCCAGAAGCUGAUGAAGACUAUGUUAGGUUACGUAUAGAUUCAAUGCGUUCCACAUUUCGAAAAGAGAGAAAAAAGGUUUUGAAUUCACGAAUGCAGAAUCCUGAUUCAAAAAAUGUAUACAAACCAUCUUUGUGGUAUUAUGAUCUUUUGUUAUUCACAACUGGAGAAGCAAAUGAAGAGCAGGAUGUUUCUAUCAAUAAUGAAACUUCUCUUGAGCCAAAUUCAGAGGAUUACAAUGCUGUUAGAAUUCCUUUUUGGGGUAGAGAAUACUCUUCAUUAGCUAUAAGUCUAUAUAAAAAACAUACAUGUUUAUAUGCUUUGAAUGACCCGAAUUAUAAGAGUAAACACAAAAGAGUUGAAGCAAUAAAAAAAAUUACUGACGAAUUGAAAGCUAAAACAGGUAAAAUAUUCUUUGAAGAUGAUGUUUGCAGAAAAAUUCAUCUUCUUAGAGGCCAGUUCAUGUAUGAAUUCCGGAAAAUAGAAAAACACAGGCAGUCUGGGAAAGAUGUAUCUAGUUAUCAGCCUUCCCUGUGGUGUUUCCAUAUGCUCUUUUUUCUCAGAAAACAUAUUGUGAAAAUGGAAAGCAUGCUGAAAAGAAAAGAUGGAGACCAAAUUCAGAGACAGUCAAAGAGAUUGAAGUUCAGCAGUGGCAAUAUCUCAAGUGAUCAAGAUUAUAACAAUGCAGAGGAUCUCAAACAAGAAAGUGAUAGUGGAGAUAAUGAUCAAGAUAACUAUGAAGUAUCUGCAGAUAAUAUCGAUACUGAAUCGUUUGACCAAGUAGAAGCUGUGGUUGAAAUUGGAAAUGGUUUGGAUAUCAAACAAACUGAUGAUGUGUUUGAUACAAUUGGAAAAGUGAUGGCUAAAAGACUUAGAGACAUGACUCAGGAGCAAAACAGUAUCGCUUUAAAAUUGAUACAUGAUUUAAUGUAUCAUGGACAGAUGGAGAAUUUAACAUCUGAUUCCAAGUUGGUUAUAUAAUGGUUAUAUAUGUUAUGAUGUUACAAUUGAUUCGUUUUUAUAUUUUAUGAAUUCAGAGAAAAUAUUCCUUUAUAAAUGUAUUUCAUAUUAUCUAAAUGGUUUCAUUCUAAUUAAAUCAAAUUUUAUUUAAA